AUGGAAAUCAAGGGAGCUGAAUAUGAAUGCAAUGGAAUUUUGAAAAAUCACACUGUUGAUUUUGUGGCAACGUCAAAACGAUGGCAUGGAGGUUUAGCAACGAUCAGAGAUAAACGAGGAGCCGAGGUUCAUGGAUGUGUGUGGCGAGUUCCGGAAGAUUUUGCGGCCGAAUUAGAUCGUCAAGAAGCUGGAUACCAUAGACUCAUUGUGCCUAUCGAGUGCUCCGACUGUGUGAUUGAAUGCCGAACAUAUCAGUACUCCAAUGAAAAAGCACCUUUACAACCUCCAUCACCCCACUAUAAAACCGUAAUAUUGGCUGGUGCAGUAGAACAUUCUCUACCGGCAGAUUAUAUCAAAGAGUUAGCUAGCAUUCCUGAUAACGGGUAUAAAGGAAGAGUAGAAGUCGACCUUGAAGCGAUUAAGCAUUUGAAUGUGGAUGCUUAA
Strongylus vulgaris is the source of this 444-nucleotide messenger RNA. NCBI's taxonomy places the organism in Eukaryota, Metazoa, Nematoda, Chromadorea, Rhabditida, Strongylidae. The record is from the annotation of a GenBank genome assembly.